This is a messenger RNA of Drosophila albomicans, 2515 nucleotides long. RefSeq names its product protein-associating with the carboxyl-terminal domain of ezrin. The coding region runs from base 106 to 2250 and encodes 714 amino acids. NCBI's taxonomy places the organism in Eukaryota, Metazoa, Arthropoda, Insecta, Diptera, Drosophilidae. The record is from RefSeq and is a predicted model, not a curated record. The transcript is spliced from 2 exons.
UUUGCUCACUGUUAACCGCUAACAGUGAAGCAAAAUGUUAAUUUCUGCCACUUUCCACACUUGUUUUUAUUAUUAAUUACAACAAAGCAACAAGCAAAGUAAAAAAUGGGUAAUGAAGGCAGUAAAUUAAAAGGCCUAGUAAUUGAUAAAAAUGCCGUGGAAGUGAAUGACUUUUGGGCGCUCUACAAUGCCGAGUCACCAACGCUGUGCAAUAAUGAAGAAGGAGGCGGCGGCCAAUUGCUCUCAAUAUUCAAGGGUGAAAUACUGGUGAAGGGGCAACUAUGGGUGGUCCAGGGCCCCAUGGAGCGGGCGAUAAAGAACCUUAUGAUCUAUCGCCAUCCGUACAUACUUAAAUAUAUGUCCACUUGGGAGCAGUCAGGACAAAAGCAUUUGGCCACGGAACGUGUGCGUCCGCUAAGCGAUGUGCUUUCCCAACAGAGUGACAUACAAAUAUGCCUCGGCCUGCGCACCAUACUUUGCAGUUUGAUUUUUCUCAUCGAGAAAGCGCUUGCCAGGCACUUGAACAUUUGCACACAGUCUAUCUAUGUGACGGACAAGGGCAGCUGGCGUUUGGCUGGCUUUGAGUAUGUAUGGAAGGCCAAAGAGAUGAACAAACAGCUGCUGGAGCUGGCGCAUGGCUUUCGCCAGCCGCUAGCUAUUGAUCCAGCCAAUAUCGAACAUGGCUUGGAGCAGUUUGCCUUUGCGACACUUUGCGAACAGAUACUGGCGAAGAGUAGCGCUGGUCAAGCAGAAAAAACGGCCACAGCUGGCACACCACAUGUGCAGGAAUUUCGCGACUACUGCAGCACUCAUCUAAAGCAUCAGACAACAGAGCUGCGUCCCAAACUGUCGGCUGUUCUGUUGCAUCCGUAUUUUAAUCACGAGUUUGUGCUCAUUCAUUCCUUCCUGUUCGAGCUGCCACUGAAAUCGGUGCAGGAACGCCAGCAAUUCUUCAGCACACUCAUCGAGCGUCUGCGCUGCUUUGAUGAGCAAGUGGUUGCUUCACAGCUGGCUAGCGAUCUGCUCUCCCGCAUGGUCCUGCUCGAUCCCACCGCCCAACACAGCGUGACGCCAUAUGUGCUGCGCACCAAGACCGAUAAUGCCGGCGCUGCAGCGCUUUUCUCGCCUCAAACGUAUGUGGAGUAUUUAUUACCUCACGUGCUGAAGAUGUUUCGACUGCGUGAUGCCCAAAUCCGUCUCAUUCUACUUGACUAUUUUAUGGAGUAUGUGCGUUUGUUGAGCGACGAGCAGCUGCUCACUGAAAUACUGCCGCAUCUGCAGCUGGGCAUGAACGAUACCAACGAUGUGCUGGUGGCUAAAACACUGCGUUCGCUUGCCGAUCUUGUGCCCAUUUUGGGUGCAGCCACUGUGCUUGGCGGUGAUCGCAGACGCUGCUUCUCUGAUGGACGACCACAUGCUGCCGUUUCCAGUGAGAGUGCGGCACAGUGGACGGAGCCUCGAUCUAUAACGCCUCUCAUGAAUGGCAGCGCUGUGGAUGCUGUUGAUUAUAUGGUGUCGGGCAGUCCGCUGCCCUCCGUGGAAAGUAAUGCGGCACCAAUGUCACUUCGCUUGAGUCCUGACGGCGGCGAGGAUGACAGGAGUCUCACAAAUCUUAACGAGAAACCCCUAGAUAGUAACUCCGACUCUGCGGACAGCACGACGAGCAGUGCUGCCCAUGAACAGACGCUGGUCAAUGAUGAGGAGGAGGCGUGGUCCGAUUGGGAGAACACCGAUGAGCUGCAGCGUUUGCAUGUCAAACAGCAGGAGGAGGCUUUGGACGAGCUGAAUCUAAGCAAUGUGGAAACACAGAGCAGCACCUCAACACAGGCCACACAACCCUCGAUAGCCGACUCCUUCCGCACUGCCUGCUCCAACCUUUCCACAGUCGCAACGACGACCAAAGCCGCUCCCGUCGUUGUGAACAACCCGCCACAGUCGCAACGCAAGCUCAUUGAUGAUCUCAGUGCGCUGGACAUUCAAGUCCAAUUGACAACACCGAGCAACACCACCGAACCAGCUGAAUUUGAUUUCUUCAAGGACAUGGAACCGGUCAUCGAGACAAAGUCAACGCUGCCUGCCAACGACUCUGAGGUUGUGCAAAUCGAUGUGAGUCGCUUUGCGGCAUCGGCAUCGCUGGCCAACGGUCAUGACACAGAUGCCGAGGCGGAUCAGGGCUGGGGACAUGAUGAGGAUGAUGAAGAUGAUGUCGUCUGGGGCAAUGACGCGGAGCCCGCCGUCAGCGUCUCUUAGUAAUUGUAGCGAACUAAUCUACUCAGCCCGAUAUACAAAUAGUACAUACACACAUGUUAGUGUCACUCUUCGUCGCCAUUUCUUGUUCCACGUUCCAUGUACCAUGUACCAACCACCAUUAGCGACACAAUGCAUUUCUCCCGGUCACGAUCUGGGCUUUAAAUUCAAACAAGUACACAACUCUGUACAUAAAUAUGCUCGUGUCGGUAUGCAAUAAAUUCCAAUACGCCAGCGCCGCGUAUAAUUGUAUUAUAUGUAAUCAAUA